AUGGACAAAGCACUAGAUCACUCACCGGCUGUGUGCCUGCGCCUCAUCGACGACCAAGCGAACGCAUUCUAUCACCACUGUUCACUCUGCGCCUUUCUGCACGGCACCGGACAAGACUGCGAGCAUCAACAUCAGAAGCCUGCUGAGACAGGACUUCUCCGGACAGCGCCGCCUCCAUUCAGGACUGGAACUCCUUUCUCCAAAUGCUCCUUCUAUACAGCCAUUUCACAGGACCCACAAGAUGACACUACAUCCUCACACGACUCUUUGCCAUCGGAUGACGACCCACACUCUCUAGACGACACUUCCUCCCUUUCCUCACGGAGCUCCAUUAGCUCGCUCAAAGCCGUCAAGAGGAGAAAUGCAUCCCAGCACACCCUCGUACUCAAGACCCGCCGCUCGCUCCGCAGGACCUCUUCUCCGACAGACUACUCCCUUCGCGAGCUGCAUCACCAGCAGAGCAGCGAUGAGACAGACUCUAACAAUGCCUCUGACUUCGAGGAACAAAGCUCGGAUGAUGAUGACUCGUCAAGUCUUCGUCAACAGCAAUCCGAAGAGAAACUGCAAGCCGUCUACGAGGAGCAGAUUCUUUCCUACUUGAAUGCGGAUUACGCGGAUCUGGAGAUGAUUGGGGUUGCGUGGUGUCCAGCAAGACCAGGCUUGUGA
Molecule: messenger RNA, 666 nt
Organism: Lecanosticta acicola
Lineage: Eukaryota; Fungi; Ascomycota; Dothideomycetes; Mycosphaerellales; Mycosphaerellaceae
Source: the annotation of a GenBank genome assembly